Messenger RNA from Apaloderma vittatum (bar-tailed trogon), 999 nucleotides. RefSeq names its product trace amine associated receptor 2 (gene TAAR2). Gene Ontology annotation, biological process: G protein-coupled receptor signaling pathway. The record is from RefSeq and is a predicted model, not a curated record. Gene Ontology annotation, molecular function: trace-amine receptor activity. The transcript has a single exon. Lineage: Eukaryota; Metazoa; Chordata; Aves; Trogoniformes; Trogonidae. The coding region runs from base 61 to 999 and encodes 312 amino acids. Gene Ontology annotation, cellular component: membrane.
UCUGAGUUUGGAAAUAGAUCCUGUCCUGAGAGCUUUAGGUCAACAGGAGUACGAGCAGUAAUGUAUCUAUUCAUAACAGCAGCCUUCAUUCUCACUGUCUUAGGGAACUUGGCCAUAAUUGUUUCCAUCUCUUAUUUCAAGCAGCUUCAUUCUCCAACCAAUUUCCUCAUCCUGUCUCUGGCCAUCACGGAUUUCCUGCUGGGCUUUGCCAUCAUGCCCUACAGCAUGGUGAGGUCUGUGGAGAACUGCUGGUAUUUUGGGAUGACGUUCUGCAAACUUCAUUACAGUUUCGACCUGAUGCUCUGCUUGGCUUCCAUUUUCCAUCUUUGUUCCAUUGCCGUGGAUCGGUUUUACGCCAUCUGCCACCCUCUGUAUUAUGCCAGCACCAUCACUGUCAUGGCUAUAAAACAAAUCGUAGUAGUGUGCUGGUCAGUGCCCGCUUCUCUUGCUUUUGGUGUGGUUUUCUCAGGAGCUUACGCUUCUGGAAUUAAGGGCUAUGAAAUGCUGGUUAAAUGCGCAAGCUUGUGUCCUAUUUUCUUCAACAAACUGUGGGGGGUUCUUUUAUUUACAGUUGGUUUAUUUGUUCCUGCUUGUAUUAUGAUAGGGAUUUAUGUUAAAAUUUUUACAAUCUCCCAAAGGCAUGCAUGUGAGUUGAGCCAGGUACAUGGGCACACAAAGAGGGAUAAGAGAAAUGAGCUUUCUAAGAGUAAAGAUAGGAAAGCUGCCAAGACUUUGAGUAUAGUUAUGCUGGUUUUCUUAAUAUGUUGGUUUCCUUGCUUUUUCACAAUCUUGAUAGAUCCCUUUUUAAAUUUCUCUACACCUUUACCUUUGUUUGAUGCUCUAAACUGGCUUGGAUAUUUAAAUUCUUUCUGCAACCCAUUAAUAUAUGGAUUUUUCUAUCCGUGGUUUCGAAAAACAUUUAAAUAUAUCUUAAAAGGCAAAAUACUUAACCCACGUUUUCGUACAAUAAAACUUUUUUCUGAAGAUCAGUCACAGUAG